Messenger RNA from Acipenser ruthenus (sterlet), 3515 nucleotides. RefSeq names its product interferon-induced very large GTPase 1-like. The record is from RefSeq and is a predicted model, not a curated record. NCBI's taxonomy places the organism in Eukaryota, Metazoa, Chordata, Actinopteri, Acipenseriformes, Acipenseridae. The transcript has 15 exons. The coding region runs from base 187 to 3063 and encodes 958 amino acids.
UUAAGGAAACACACAUUCCCUGGCAGUCAUCUGUUUAACUAGCUGUUAACAGGGAGCAGAUCUCUUCUGAAGAAACUACAGCAACUUGUUGCUCGCAAUUGUCCUCUUGUGCAGCUCCGAAUCAGGAAUUCCAAAAGCCACCCAACAGAUAAACAACUGACCUUUCAGCUUACAUUUGUGGAAACGAUGACAGACAAAACCCAAACAGAUUUGGAAGUCCAGAUUAAUAACCAAGGACUUGAUCCAAAGAAAUGGAAGGAAUUGUUAAAGAAAGAGUUUCAAGUUACAUCAGUUGAGGCUCUCCAGCAUUUAAACAAAGACGACUACCAGGAGCUUGAAAAGCAUGCAGGUGCUGACUGGGAAAGACGUGCUUUAGCCAAGCUGGUUAAUGUUGACAUUUCAACAGAUUUGGAAGUCCAGAUUAAAAACCAAGGACUUGAUCCAAAGAAAUGGAAGGAAUUGUUAAAGAAAGAGUUUCAAGUUACAUCAGUUGAGGCUCUCCAGCAUUUAAACAAAGACGACUACCAGAAGCUUGAAAAGCAUGCAGGUGCUGACUGGGAAAGACGUGCUUUAGCCAAGCUGGUUAAUGUUGACAUUUCAACAAAAUCAGAUUUGGAAGUCCAGAUUAAAAACCAAGGACUUGAUCCAAAGAAAUGGAAGGAAUUGUUAAAGAAAGAGUUUCAAGUUACAUCAGUUGAGGCUCUCCAGCAUUUAAACAAAGACGACUACCAGAUGCUUGAAAAGCAUGCAGAAGCUCAAUGGGAAAGACUUGCUUUAGCCAAGCUGGUUAAUGUUGACAUUUCACCAAAAUCAGAUGAAGAUUUGGAAAAGAAGAUCGAAGACUCAGGCCUUGAUACAGAGAAAUGGAAAAACAUAUUGAAAGAGGAGUAUGGAAUCACUUCAUUAGUUUCUCUCCAGUACCUAAAGAAAAGUGACCUCCGCUUACUUCAAAAGAAAACUGAAAAAGAAUGGGAGAAGAGAGCCUUGAGCAGACUGCUAAACACUGAGAUUGCACCAAAGAUGACACAAGAGGAUGAGAAAGGGGCUUUGGAAAUGCGUCAAAAAAUAAGUGACGGACUUGGAAAUGUAACUAAAGAUCUAGAAAGCCAUCUCAAAAGAAUUGGGAGAGAUGAGCUUGGCAAUAACGAUCUAAAAGCAUCUGCUGAUAAAUCCUUGAGCACUUUAACAAAGUUAAUGAAUAAAAUGGACACAUUAAAGUCUAACUCAGUGAAACGAACAGAAUGGACACCGUCUGAUUUAAUUUACAGAGCAUCAGAAGGUGGCGUUUUCAGAGGAAUCUUGUUCAGUAAUGACGUUAAGGAUGAACAAGUCUAUCGAGGUAUUAUCUUGGAUAAACCAGUGGAAUGUUGCUUGCUCGGGCCAUUCUUGAGCAUGCAGGAGAAAUCGUACACCUUUCAGUCUUCAGAACAUGAGAGCUCAUUUGAAAGCAGUCUGCAAACAUGUGGCGCUAGUUAUUCAGCUGAACUCCAUGCAUCCUAUGCAGGAUUCAGUGUGGAGGCUGGUGGAGGAACAGCAAGCAGCUCUACAGAUAGCAACAAGACAAGUCGGGCCAAGGCAGAGUCCUAUGGAUCUGUGAUAAAACAAACAUUCGUGCCCAUGGCUUCAUUUGAAUUCACCCACACACAGUUAAAGCUGUCUGAAGACGCCUUGCAUGUCUUGAAAGAAAUAGAUGAUUUUAUCAGCAGAGACUUGAUUCGUCGACAAAUGGUUGUUUUAUUGCAAAGUCAGGCUAUUAAAUUUCUGCAACGAUUUGGGUCUCAUGUAAAUGGCAGCGUUGUCCAUUUUGGAGGUAUACACUGUGUUAAGGCGUCAUCACAUGAAGUUCAUUCCAAUCAAAAGAAAUCAAAGUUCAAUGAAAUGUCCAGAUCUAUUGAUGCUCAUGUAAAGGCUUCCUUCUCAUUUUAUGGGGGUGGUGGAUUCUCAGCUUCACACAACAAUAGUGAUGCCAGAGAAUCAACAGGAACACAUGAGACCAAUACAAGUGACAUUGAUAUUGCAGUUCAGAUGAUCGGCGGGCCCCAGGAGGCUUGUUCUAUUCCAGAGUGGAAGAGAGGGCUGGAUGAAAACCAGAGCACCUGGAGUGUGAUUGACCGCGGCCAGGCCAGCGAUUUUAUCCCAGUCUGGAACAUCAUUAUGGACAACCACUUCAAGAAUUUCAAUGAUCCAAUGGGACUGGCUUGCAUUCUGAGGGAGUGUUGGGGAGAAAUGGUUGCAAGCCAGGCACGUGGAAAGGGUGCCAGAGUAGAUCAUCCUAAGUGGUGGGAUGAUGAGAGAAUUGAUGAUUUGGUAAAGAAUGGAAAAGAAUGGAAAAGCUUUGAUAUAACUGAUGUAACUCAGUUGUGGGCAGUGAAGAGCUUAGAAAAUCUGUUGAAGAGAAAGAAGUCUUUGACAACAUCAGAAAACUAUGAAGAGCAGGAAUCGCAAAUCAAAGUGAAGUGCGAGAGGCUGAGUAGUCUGAUGGAUGAAUACAUGGAGGAGGAGCAAGCAGAUGAUCUGUGGAAAGCCUUUGGUACUGAAUUAAUCAGCGACAGACCUAAAAAAGAAACAGGUGGACGGAGGGUUGCCCCUCAUAUUAUCGGGGAACUGAAAAGAAUAUACAAGGACAAAGAAGAAGAGGCUCGAAGACAAGAAGCAGCUUGCAGAGAAGAAGAGGCUCGCAGAAAAGAACUGGCUGUCUUAGCAAAAGCAGCCCGCAGAACCAACAAACUGGAAUUGGACGACUUCCUCACCAAGGGACAAUGCAUCUUUUCAACAAAUGGCAAAUACAAGGCUAUUUUUCAGGACGAUGGGAAUUUCGUGGUGUAUGAAUACCGCGAAGGUGUGCCAAUAUGGGCUAGCGACACUUGGGGAAAAUUGAAUGCUGACAAGGUUAUCAUGCAAGGAGACUGCAAUCUGGUGAUGUACGAUACCAAAGGGACUGUCCUGUGGCAAUCCAACACUCGCAUGCCUAACUGCCAAGCCUGUUGCCUGACUAUGCAAGAUGAUGGCAACGUGGUCAUUUACAGAGACAAUAAAGAAAUCUGGUCUGCCAAGCAAAAAUAAUAUUCAAGCAUCUGUUUUGAACAGGUUUGCUGACACCGCUAUGAAACCUCCCACAGAUCAAGCUCUUUGCAUUUAACUCAGUAUGCAGAUAAUAUUGCAUCUGUCCAAGCUAGUACUUGCACCUCCCUUUCUCAACAGAUCUGUCCAAUAAAGUGAAUGUUAUCCAGCUUUAUAAGAACAGCCUCCAAGAUGUCAAAAUCAAAAGCCUAAAUUGAAAGCUUUUUUUAAGAUAAAACUUUCUACUGUAAUCAGUUGUGUAGUUUCUUGCCUAUUUGCUGUAAUGACUACAAUAUAUGUGCAUGAAGUUACUCCAGUAUAACUGCACUGACAUUUUUGCCUUGGAUCUAUCACACCUUUAUGGGCAUUGGAAAAAAAAGCAUUAAUCCUGUAUUGAAUUGUAAGGCAGGAAUUUGUAGUAUUGCUUUACAUAACUAUUAAAGUAUUUAACAAUA